UGCAACAGGCAACAGGCAGGGCGGAACUGCUCGAGUGCGUCGAAGCGAGACGGACGCUCGGAUCUGACUUGAGUUCGUUCCAUCCAAGUCGAAGUUAAACCACGCUGACGUGCUCGGCCUUUUUCUGACGUAACUCGAGCGCACCUCGGAUAUUAUCGUGGCUCGUUUAAAGGGCCGUUUUUGGGCACCGUUUGAACUUCACUGACGUUAUUGCCCUCAACUUGUUUUUUUUCUUCUUUUGACGACAAGGGAGGCGGCGGAGGCAGCACUCGGCAGCCAUCUUUGGACCUGCCUUGCCUGGGAGUGGGAUUCGACCAUUCUGGCAACCCAAGUCACUUCUAAGGUGGUGACCACAUAUGAGGCGACUGUCCUGCAAAUGAGCCGUCGGUGGGGGCUUUUUAGUCGCUGUCGCAGACCCGGAUAGUUCGGCGGCAGCGGCAUCAACCCUCCCCCCCCCACCCCCACCCCACCCCCCGACUACCACCUCCCCACUAUGCCCAACAGCAGUCGGACGGGGAGCCUAAAGGACCCCGAAAUUGCCGAGCUCUUCUUUAAGGAAGAUCCGGAGAAGCUCUUUUCGGACCUACGCGAAAUCGGACAUGGCAGCUUUGGCGCUGUAUAUUUUGCACAAGAUGUGCGAACAAAUGAGGUGGUGGCCAUCAAGAAGAUGUCCUACAGCGGAAAGCAGUCCAGCGAGAAAUGGCAAGACAUAAUCAAGGAGGUGAAAUUCCUGCAGAGGAUACAACACCCGAACAGCAUCGAGUACAAAGGAUGUUAUCUGCGAGAACACACGGCUUGGCUGGUGAUGGAGUAUUGUCUAGGCUCUGCUUCAGAUCUGUUAGAGGUGCACAAGAAGCCCCUGCAAGAGGUGGAAAUCGCCGCAAUUACACACGGUGCUCUUCAAGGUUUGGCCUAUCUUCACUCCCACAACAUGAUUCACCGAGAUAUCAAGGCAGGAAACAUCUUGCUGACAGAGCCAGGCCAGGUGAAACUCGCUGAUUUCGGCUCGGCCUCCAUCGCCUGUCCUGCCAACUCCUUUGUUGGGACGCCAUAUUGGAUGGCCCCAGAGGUGAUCUUGGCUAUGGAUGAGGGCCAAUACGACGGCAAGGUGGAUAUUUGGUCUUUGGGAAUAACCUGCAUUGAAUUAGCUGAGAGGAAGCCGCCACUGUUCAAUAUGAAUGCAAUGAGUGCCUUAUAUCACAUAGCGCAGAAUGAGAGCCCCAUCCUGCUGUCCAGCGAAUGGACGGAUUAUUUCAGAAACUUUGUAGAUUCUUGCCUGCAGAAAUGUCCCCAAGAUAGGCCCACCUCCGAGGAGCUCUUAAAGCACGCGUUCGUCCAGCGUGAACGCCCCGAAUCGGUUCUGCUGGACCUCAUCAAUCGGACGAAAGAUGCAGUGCGGGAACUGGACAAUUUGCAGUAUCGUAAAAUGAAGAAGCUCUUGUUUCACGAAGCCCACAACGGCCCCGCAACUGAAGCCGCGGACGAGGAGGAGGAGCCGGACCACAGCGUGGGCAGAACGGGCACGGUGAACAGUGUGGGCAGCAACCAGUCCAUUCCCAGUAUGUCCAUCAGCGCCAGCUCCCAGAGCAGCUCCGUCAACAGCCUGACAGAUGCCGGAGAUGACAAAAGCGAGGUGGACAUGGAGGGGGACCACACUGUCAUGUCCAACAGCUCCGUCAAACACGUCAAACCGGAGAAAGGAGCGCACAAGAAAGAUUCUGAACCUCACGGUCGCUCAUCUGAGCCUCAAUCCCAGCCCGCCAACGCCCCGCGGCCCAAACGCAACCGUGAACACUUUGCGACCAUUCGCACAGCCUCAGUGCUCACCCGGCAGAUCAAGGAGCACGAGCAGGACUCUGAAUUACGAGAGCAGAUCUUGGGGUACAAGCGCAUGCGGCGGCAGCACCAGAAACAGUUGAUGGCGCUGGAGAACAAGCUGAAGGCGGAGAUGGACGAGCACCGACUGCGCCUGGAUAAGGAGCUGGAGAACCAGAGGAACAGCUUCGCUCAGGAGAUGGAGAAGCUGAUCAAGAAGCACCAAGGCUCCAUGGAGAAGGAUACAAAAACGUUCAGCAACGACGAGAAGAAAUUCCACCAACACAUCCAGAGCCAGCAGAAGAAGGAACUGAACAGUUUCCUCGAAUCACAGAAGCGGGAGUACAAACUUCGCAAGGAACAACUGAAAGAGGAGCUGAACGAAAACCAGUCGACGCCCAAGAAGGAAAAGCAGGAGUGGUUAUCCAAGCAGAAAGAGAACUUCCAGCACUUCCAAGCCGAAGAGGAGGCGAACCUGCAGCGCCGACAAAGGCAGUAUUUGGAAUUGGAGUCCCGCAGGUUCAAGCGGAGGAUUUUGAUCGCUCGCCACAACAUCGAGCAGGAUUUAGUGCGCGAGGAGCUGAACAAACGACAGACCCAGAAGGACCUGGAGCACGCCAUGCUCCUACGGCACCACGAGUCCAUGCAAGAGCUGGAGUUCCGCCAGCUCAACACCAUCCAGAGGACGCGGGGCGAGCUCAUCCGACUGCAGCACCAAACGGAGCUCACCAACCAGCAGGAGUACAACAAGAGGCGGGAGAGGGAGCUGAGACGCAAGCACGUCAUGGAGGUCCGCCAGCAGCCCAAGAGCCUCAAGUCCAAAGAGCUACAGAUCAAGAAGCAAUUCCAGGACACCUGCAAGAUCCAGACCCGGCAGUACAAAGCCCUGAGGAAUCACCUGCUGGAGACCACACCAAAGUCCGAGCACAAGGCCGUGCUCAAGCGUCUGAAGCAGGAGCAGCACCGCAAACUCGCCAUCUUGGCCGAGCAGUACGACCACUCCAUCAACGAGAUGUUGUCCACUCAGGCGCUUCGGCUGGAUGAGACUCAAGAGUCCCAGGGCCAGGGCCUUCGCAUGCAGCUUCAGCAGGAGCUGGAGCUUCUCAACGCCUAUCAGAGCAAGAUCAAGAUGCAGACGGAUGCGCAGCACGAGCGCGAGCGAAAAGAUCUGGAACAGAGGGUGUCGCUACGCAGAGCGCUGCUGGAACAAAAGAUCGAGGAGGAGAUGAUGUCCUUGCAGAACAAUCGCUUAGAGCGAAUCCGCAGCCUGCUGGAGCGUCAAGCGCGAGAAGUGGAGGCCUUCGACUCUGAGAGCAUGCGCCUGGGCUUCAGCAACAUGGUGCUAUCCAAUUCCCCGGAGUCCCUCGGCCACAGCUUUCCCGGAUCGCCGUCAAGUUGGAGUGUCCAUCUUCAGCAGCAGCAGCAGCAGCCGCCGCCGCCGUCGUCAGGAAGCUUUCACGGGUCACACUGGAGCGGCGGCAGCUCGGGCGCGGGGGGGUCGAGCCGCCAAGGCAGCCACCGCCAUUAUCACUCCAGUCCCGGUGGGCCACCUACGCCGCAGAGCUGGGGUCAAGGCGUGCAAGUAGGAGGGGCUCCGCAGCCAUGGGGUCACCCGUCAGCCGCGUCGCUCGUGUCCCGCACUGGCGCCGUGGUGCAAAACAGCCCCCAAGGAAUGGGGAGGACACCGCCCGGGGGCCACGGCGAGCAGGGCAUGAGCAGGAGUACCAGCGUCACCUCGCAAAUAUCCAACGGGUCCCACCUGUCCUACACAUAAGUCCUCGGGUUGCUCAGCUGGCGCACGUGUCAAGUGCAACUGAACGCAGCAGCCAAGAAAUCUCCCCCGCUCCCUCCCUCCCUUCAUUUUUUUCUACUGUGCGCACCCACACGUGGAUGUGUGGUUGAAUCAAUGUUGCUCAGGUCAAAUGGUCUGCAAAUAGCCGCAGCCCCCCCCCCCUCACAUCCUUUAGGUUUAUGACGUCAGCACACUUUUACCGAUACCCGCUAACCUUCUUUUUUUUUUUUUUUUAAUUACAUUGUCCUUCACGGCUCCCAUUUUGCACAUGAAAACACUGUUGAAAGAUCACCAUAUAUUCGAAUAUUACCCCCCCCCCCCCCCCCAAUGGCCCGUACUGAUUGCGCUUCGAGACAGUGUUGUAAUGCCAGCCUGCUGCGAUGGCCAUCGGGAUUCAUUUUAGACCGCCGCCAGCCAAAAGUCACAACCAAAAAAAAAGCAUUUUUUUCCCCUCCGGGUUCAAGGCCGCAAGCUUGAUGACGGUGCCUUUUUCAGUUUGUUCGAAUCCAAACAUAUUAGGUCUUAUAUGUUCAGAGUCUGCUAAAUCCCCAAUGGGUCACUUUCAUGCUUAACCGUGUACCCCCCCCCCCCCCCCAUUUCAAGGAAGUUCUCGUGUUUAUAAGUUCUUUUGGGUGAUGUUGAAAUAGACUCCGCCAUAUGUGUAAAAUGUAAGAGCCCCGGUGGAAACCGUUCGCAGAGUGUGGGUGCGCGUUUGAGCAUUCUUAGGAUCCUUCUUAUUUCCAGCAAGUUCCAAUUAUAUUCAGAAGUUCACGCCGUAGUGAUGUGCCGAGUAGUCUUAAAAAGAAACUGUGAGAAGUGGAGAGGAAUGUGUAAAUAGUGCUUUUUUUGUCUUUUUUUUUUUUUUUUUAAUCGUAGUUCUUUUAGAGCAGUGGUACUCUUUUGAGGUGACAUAUCAGUGUCUACAGUGACACACUUACCUUCAAAAACAAUCAAAAUCAGAUCGUGAUUUUUUUAUCAGUGCCUUUUUUUUAGAGGAAAAAAAACUGCUGCCUUUUCAAAGCACUUUAUGCUAAAUGCAAGAUUGUUUUUUUUUUUUUUUUUUUUAAAGUAAAUAUUUGCUUUAUUUUGGUGAAAGCACCUGGUCGAUGAGCGUUGUCGGAGGGAUGCGGCGCAGCCCACGGCAAGCCUGGCGCAUGUCGGUUGAAAGCCGCCGCGUUGGCUCAACGUGUGGAGCCAAAUUUGGAGUUGUGGCUUUGUUGGUUGAGCAACUUGGUGGAAUUGUUUAAAAGCCAUGACCAUGACAGCAGGCUGGGUGCCACGGCGCAGCCGGGGUGAAGCGACAACGCAAAAGGUGCGACAACACGUCGCCGCUGACUGAAUCCAGCACACGCGUGUGCGUUUGUGAGGGAACACGCAAGUAUGAACAAAUGUGGCGUCGAAGCACUUAGCUGUUUAUUUUACACGUUGCAGGAGCAGCCUGCAUUGCGUGACAAAACUGUUAGAGGGGCUGUUAAUUUUUUUUUUUUUUUUGUGGGCCACAUUGUAAUCACUAAGUGGAAAAUACAAAUUUUUGUUUUACCCACUUAGCAAGAAUGGUGAGUUCUAAUUUACAAUGUCGGUGUGCUUCAACUGUGAUGGACGCAUCUUGGAAGCAAAUUGUUCAUUUUAAAUAAUUUGCUAUUUUUUCCUGAAAUAAAUAUUUUUCAUGUUAAUAAAUGCAUAAUGAGAACAGGAUAAAUGUGUAAAAAUUCUAAACAAAGUUGACACCAAGAAAAGUGCUAAAACAGGGUGUUGCUCGGUGACGGGACCAAAGCCAAAAGAUCUGAAACAGGAAGUGUGUGGUCAAGAACUUCAUCAAACGUUUGACAUCGAAUUUAAAAAUACUUAUUCCAUGCAAUCGACUACGCAAUGUGAUUUUCCUAUUUUGAAGAUUUGACCUUUGAUAGAAAUUAACCCCCAAAAUUACAAAUCUCUACAUUUUAAUUUGUGUGCCACAAUUAUUAUUCCCCCCCCCCCCCCCCCCCCCCCCCCCCAAGUGUUCAACUGUUGUCCAAUUUGUGUUAAGUGUUUUGGUGGGGUAAAAAAAAAAAAAAUUUAAAUCUUUGUGCCAAAAUCACAUUAAACCCAAUUAGAUCCAAUUUGCUUUAGUGGGCCGGGCCACCAUAAAAAAAUGCGUGGCCUUGAGUUUGACACCAUGUGCACUUGACUUGGACAUCAUGUUAAGCAAAUGAAUGCACCUUGUUGCCAAUCCAAGCACCUGUAACUACCGCCAUGUUUUAGACUACCAUGACAACUUUAUGUCAUACAAAGUUUGGAGAAAAGCGAAUUACUCUUAACCAUCCAUUUUCUACAGCAGAACCUCACCGACCCCAUGCCAACUUUCAUUUUUGUUGUCAAUGUUUGUGAUUGGAUGGUUAUCAAUGUCCCAUCGCUUCACCAACCUGGAUGUGUUUUUAAUUUUGUCUUUUUCCUUUUGGGGGGGGGGGGGGUCUUACUGACUGACUUGACUGACUGACUGAACGAACGCAAAUUGAGGAUUCUGAAUAAGGCAACAGACAGAGAGGGCUGAAGUCUUCUGUGGUCCAAACACUGUGCCAUAGUUGCUUGGCCCAUAUGCCGCCAUGUGGUGACCCCUGCUCCCCCCCUUUCCCCCUCCAGUGAGCUGUCACAUCUGAUCCAGAGGCCAACACACACGCGCACGCUUUGGUGACAAAUACAGUGAGAAGAUAGAGAUUGCAUUUCUUUUGAAGAUGUCAGUAUUUUUAUUUUUGUUGGCGCAUUACCACUACAACUUGUAACCUGUAUUAAAUUGUAUAGAUGGUCAUGAGAGUUUAUGAAGAUGCUACACAUAACGAGAUGCUCAAAUACUUAAAAAGUCGAUUCGAAUUGUAUUAAAAAAGAAAGGAUUCAUUAAAAA
Molecule: messenger RNA, 6485 nt
Organism: Syngnathus acus (greater pipefish)
Lineage: Eukaryota; Metazoa; Chordata; Actinopteri; Syngnathiformes; Syngnathidae
Gene: taok1a
Product: TAO kinase 1a
Exons: 20
Coding region: 494-3589 (1031 amino acids)
Biological process (GO): protein phosphorylation; execution phase of apoptosis
Molecular function (GO): protein kinase activity; ATP binding
Source: RefSeq, a predicted model, not a curated record